UCGAUACCUUAUCAAUUAGUCAUUUAAUCCUACAUUAAUCAAAAUCUAGUUCAGGUUUUCUCUGAAAAGAGAUCUGUUCUGAAUUUCUGAAAGUCGUUGUAUAUCUGAAAAGGAGUGUAUAGCAUCGCGUAAAAUUGAUCACUUGGACAUUUAGUUUAUGCGUGUCUCGUUACGAGUACAGUAGUUAGUCAGUCGCCCGAGUAUUUAAUUCGAAGUACAAUCAAGUAUAAUGUUUACUAAAGGACUUGCAAAAAUCGUUUCUCCAAAUUAAGUGUCAUUAUUUCGGAUUCUUGCUAACAGAAAAUACCCAGGUGCUUCCGGUGUUCCGUGUCCACAUUAUCCGUGGUCUCGGUUGUGUAAAUUAAACGCAACUAAAUGUUAAUUUAUGACGACCGCGCACGCGGGAAUAUUCUACGACAACGUCUACAGUUUCGCGAACAAUAACGCGACAUCAAGUAUAAUGCCGUUGGCGACUCUAACAGUCCCUUGGUCCGAGCAACAUGUAAACGAGAAGCAAUCUGUAGAGAUUCUUCCAGCAGAGGCUCAAGAGGAAGCGAUGAUCACCCAGGGAAACGUGGUUGAACCACGUUCUAAUGGGUGCUCUGAGUCCCAUGAGAUUGAACUACGCGAGGUAGUACGAGAUGGUCAUGAGAAAGCAGACCCAUCUCAAUUUGAGCUUCUCAAAGUUCUCGGUCAAGGUUCUUUUGGAAAGGUAUUCUUAGUGAGGAAAGUUGUCGGUAAAGAUAGCGGGACACUUUAUGCCAUGAAAGUUUUGAAAAAGGCAACAUUGAAAGUUCGGGACAGAGUUAGGACAAAGAUGGAAAGGAACAUACUAGUGGAUGUUGAGCAUCCAUUCAUAGUUCGACUACAUUAUGCAUUCCAAACAGAAGGCAAACUUUAUUUAAUUUUAGAUUUCUUAAGAGGUGGUGACCUGUUUUCAAGAUUAGCUAAAGAGGUAAUGUUUACAGAGGAUGAUGUAAAGUUUUAUCUAGCCGAACUUGCUCUUGCACUGGAUCAUAUACAUAAACUUGGAAUUAUUUAUAGAGAUCUCAAACCAGAAAAUAUUCUACUGGACACAGAAGGCCAUAUAUCUUUAACUGACUUUGGUCUGAGCAAGCAACCGUUAGACGAUUGUAAGGCGUAUUCAUUUUGUGGUACGGUAGAGUAUAUGGCGCCUGAAAUAGUUAAUCGAAAAGGGCAUUCGUUUGCUGCUGACUGGUGGAGUUUUGGUGUUCUUAUGUUUGAAAUGUUGACUGGAGCUCUGCCAUUUCAAGGCGCUAAUCGUAAGGAAACAAUGACGCAAAUAUUAAAGGCAAAACUUAGUAUGCCUCUUAACAUUUCACCGGAAGCACAGGCGCUUCUCAGAGUACUAUUUAAGAGAAAUCCCGCAAACAGACUUGGAUCUGGCGGAGUGGAAGAAAUCAAAAACCACGUGUUCUUUGCGACAAUCGAUUGGGAUGCUCUUUACAAAAAAGAGAUAAAACCUCCCUUCAAACCAGCCGUUAGUCAAGAAGAUGAUGCAUUUUAUUUUGAUAGUGAAUUUACAUGUAAAACGCCUAAAGGUAACAUUGAUUCUCCCGGGGUACCACCAAGCGCUAACGCUCACGAAUUGUUUCGUGGGUUUAGCUUCGUUGCACCGUGCCUUCUCGAGGAUCAUCUCAAAACACCUGAAUAUAAAAACUGUGAUAGUCUCAGUGCAACUUUUCCAACUUACGUGAGCCCUAUUUCCGUGACCGAUGAAUAUGAAUUUAAACAAGAAAUCGGUAAAGGAAGCUACAGUACGGUCUAUUUAGCUGUUCACAAAGUAACCAAGACAGAGUAUGCUGUAAAGAUAAUUGAGAAAUCCAAAAGAGAUCCAACCGAGGAAAUUGAAAUUUUACUUCGAUAUGGAAGACACCCGCAUAUUGUAACUUUGAGAGCUGUUCACGAGGAUGACAAACGAGCUUAUCUUGUGUUAGAGUUGUUACGAGGAGGAGAACUGCUCGAUCGCUUAUUGCAGAGACGUAGUUUAACAGAAAGAGAGGCAGCAGAAGUAAUGUACACGAUUGCCAGCGUGGUUCAUUAUUUGCAUGAAAAUGGGGUUGUUCACCGGGAUCUAAAGCCAUCCAAUAUAUUAUACUCAAAGCCAGGAGCUGAUCCAGCGACUCUUUCCCUAUGCGAUCUGGGUUUCGCGAAACAGUUACGCGCAGAAAAUGGUUUACUAAUGACGCCAUGUUAUACAGCAAAUUUUGUAGCGCCUGAAGUGCUAAAACGUCAAGGAUACGAUGCUGCUUGCGAUAUUUGGUCCCUUGGUGUUUUACUAUACAUCAUGUUAGCCGGAUACACUCCGUUUCGCAACAGUCCUGGAGACAGCGCAACUGAUAUACUAGAUCGCAUUGGUCCUGGCUACAUCGACACUGAAAGCGGCAUAUGGUGUCAAAUCUCCACCGAAGCUAAGGAACUAGUGAAGAGGAUGUUACACGUAGAUCCUAACCGAAGGCCUACCGCAGCUGCAGUAUUAAAGUAUUCGUGGAUUGCCAAUCGCCACAGACUUCCUCAGAAAGUAUUACCAUAUAGCACUAGGGAUCCACACAGCCUAAAAAGGGCAGUCGCGGAAACUUACAGAGCAAUGUCUAGUAGUCCUAGAUCACCACACAUCGGCCCUGUCGUUAUGUCUGAACUGGCUCGUCGAAGAACGCAAGCCAAACCGGCUGGCCCUACCGAAGUCUAAACCCGGUCUUCCGUUCUACGUUGGCGAAAAAUGAGAGGAUAAUCGAAUAAAGAUUCAAGUUCAAACAAAUCUGCCACGCACACGUGUACGUUACGCUAAAGUACAAGGGGAGGACGUUGAAUGUCGCUACUACAACUAUUAUUCUUAUUACAAUUGCUACUUCUACUACUAUUGUUAUUGUAACAUUUAUCGAGUGUGGGUAUCUAUAUCGAAUCGAUGAACAUAAUGUGAUAUUUAUUUAUACAUAUUUUUUUGUUAUGUUAAACGUAUAUGCAUGCAUCGGUAAAUGUGUGCAUUGCCAUAUUGAGAUCCGAAAACACUCUAACCUUAGCAACCAAAACGUAAUAAUUUAAAAUGAAAUAUAUAUUGUACAUUUUUAAUUAUCAUUUAAAUUACGUUUUUAUCGUGCGAAGCGUCGACGAGCAUUUACGAUUUAUAUAUACAUAUAUAAAUAUGAUCUACGUAUACAAGAAAGACUAUAUUUUGUCAAUAUGAAUCUAGUAUUUCUCGUGCAAUGUUCAAAUGUAGCUAUAGUACAUACUAAUUUUAUAAGAGUGCCGUUACUGAUACGAUUCAAAUCACCAAAUUUCUCUCUAUUCUGGUUAAAAAUUCAUGUAUGUGUAUAGAAUAGAAGAAUCCACUUAAAUUCAUAUUUUCGAUUUUAAUAUAAUAUAUGAAAGAUGGGAGAAGAUGAUAUCGGAGAAUAUUUUAAAUCUAUAAUCUGUAUUGUACAUGAUUAUCAUUAAAACUGAUAUAAAUAUAUGUGAAAAA
Molecule: messenger RNA, 3481 nt
Organism: Hylaeus volcanicus
Lineage: Eukaryota; Metazoa; Arthropoda; Insecta; Hymenoptera; Colletidae
Product: ribosomal protein S6 kinase 2 beta-like
Exons: 14
Coding region: 386-2710 (774 amino acids)
Biological process (GO): intracellular signal transduction; protein phosphorylation
Molecular function (GO): ATP binding; magnesium ion binding; ribosomal protein S6 kinase activity
Source: RefSeq, a predicted model, not a curated record